Messenger RNA from Colletotrichum truncatum, 1461 nucleotides. RefSeq lists its product as uncharacterized. The record is from RefSeq and is a predicted model, not a curated record. NCBI's taxonomy places the organism in Eukaryota, Fungi, Ascomycota, Sordariomycetes, Glomerellales, Glomerellaceae.
AUGACAUCGAGCAUCAAAGUUUCUAAAUUCCCAAAGUCGGGUACAAAAUUUUCUGAGAGCAUUGACGAAGUCAAUGCGGCCGAGCACAAUUUCAACGUUAUAUUGCAAGCUGGCCGCGUGGUGUCCACGAAAACUCUACUAUCCCAUUUCGCCGAUGGCAUGCAAAUCAAGCGUCUUGAAGACAUGGUUGCCGAUUUUCAAAUUAUUUUCAGCAUCAUAAGACGAGAUAUGAAGUCGCAUAAUAGUUCUGUCGAUUUCACCGGCAUGCGAGUGGCCGACAAGAAUGUCGUGCUUCCGAGGCACAUUACAAUCGACCGCUACGAUAACAUCUGCCCGUUGACGCUUCUCCUCCAAAUCAUUGCCGAGAGCCUCAACAAACUGCGGAUUAAUGUUCGCCCCAAUGAUUGGAGCAGCUUGAGACCUCUGCGAGAUGUUCUUGUUGGGCUGCAGCAACGUCUCAAAAAGGUUGAGCAUGGAAAGGGUUUCUUUCCCGGUCUAGCGCCGUGCAUCAUGCUUCACGAAGAACACUCCAUCUUUACUGUCGCUGCGACUUCAGCUCGUUACAUGCGUCUGCAGGCCCUUGAUAGCUUCGGCAGAGACGCUAGGUUCAGACAUAUAGACACGAUGAAGGCAAGAUGCACACCCGAAGCGGCGAGACGCAUGACUGAGAUUGAGAGAUUCUCAAAUGAUAUACGAGCACAUUUGGCCGUUGAUGAGGAUGAGAGAGACAAAACAUGGCAUAAUUGGGAAAAUCCUUUCCGGACCGAGGCAAAUCGUGCAGUAGUCAAUGGUAUGGGAGCCAGCUUCGAGCCUCAGGGAAAGUAUAAGGUAGCUUGCGUGCUCGACUACUGGCGCUUUCGGAUGCAAAGACCACAACAGGCCGAAGCCGCAGAGCUAGCUGUUCUUGAGGCAGAAAUAGUAAAGAAGAGAGGUAUCAGUGGAGCGACAUCCUGCGCAGAGUGGGAUUUAUGGAUCACCAAAUUGUCCAGCCCUUCGGUUCAACCGCAGCCGCCCCUUCAGCCUAUCCCAUACAAAGCAGGAAUGCCAAAGUCAGGAACAUGGGGCACACCUUUACACCUACCACCACCUCCAGCUGUCCCUCAACGAGCCGCCGUGGGACCUUCAUCAAGGGUAGAAAUGUCGUCCGCCUACCCUCCACCGAUUGGCUAUCCAAGCAAUGUCACUCCAGGAGCGAGGAGAGAGCAGAGAAACCCUCACGGACCAGGGACAUGGCCGACUUCAACAGCUAUGCCCCCUCUUCCAGGCCAACCUCUCCAAGCUGGGAGGCGAGACGCUGGGUCUAGGAUGGGUUCAGUGGCCAUUGGCCCACAUGUCUAUCCCAACACCAGCCCCUAUGGAGCACCAAGAAGAGAUGAGAGAAUCCAGUCACCAUCAGUAUCCAGCGACGGGAAGAAGACAAAUGGCAAAGCUAAAUCAAGGGGCUGCUUUGGAUUUCUGUAA